CUAUUUACAAUGUGAAAUUAUUUUUUAUCUCCUAUAAUGAAAAGCAUAGCUAUGAUUCAGGAUUUUGAGACAGGUAUAUAAGACAAGAGGCAAUGAUGGUCACGACUAUCAUUUGGAAAAUCAUUCCUUCCUGAAUAUUGAUACGGACGAUUCUGAUAAUCGAUGAUCAUAUCGAUACCAAUCUUGACAACAGUAACCACCAGCAUCAUGUUUACUUCAACAUUAUCGAUGAGAAUGUUUUUUCUUGCCAUUUGUUUAUAUGGUCAUUUGUACAUGCAUAUGAUUUCAUGUUCAGAUAAUGAUUUUAUGGAACGGCUUAAAGUUCCGCCUCGUUUUGGUAAACGACAAUUCGAUAACAAAGAGCAAUAUUUGAACGCUGAAAAAAUGUUUACAAAUGAUAUGAUCGAACAUCGAUCAUUUCCUAUUGAUCAACAACCAAUAAAUAUGGAUACUUUUCAGUCGGUAUUGUGUAAAAUGAUAAUACGACAAGGACAAUAUUAUAUUAAUCUUCAAUGUUUGAAUGCAAAUGUUUUGUAAUUCUGUUAUAACAAUCCAAUAAUUCAAUAAUUCGAACAAUUAUCAAUCAAAUAAUUGAAUACAACAACUAUAGAUGGCGUUAGUGUUUACAUGUUCGAAUUUUUUUUUUUUUUUUUUUUUAGAUUUCACCCACGAUUCUAUUUACGGAUUUUCUUGCACCAUU
Messenger RNA from Dermatophagoides farinae (American house dust mite), 700 nucleotides. RefSeq lists its product as uncharacterized. The record is from RefSeq and is a predicted model, not a curated record. Lineage: Eukaryota; Metazoa; Arthropoda; Arachnida; Sarcoptiformes; Pyroglyphidae.